AUGAAGCUUAUUUUCGGAUCUAUGAACAUCGGCGAGCCAGGUGAUGGCCGGACUCGCGUCCACACCCUGGAAGAAGCUAAAGAGAUGGUCGAUCUGUUUAAAAGCUACGGUCAUGUCGACAUCGAUACAGCUCGCAUCUACGGUGACGGGUCCUCUGAAACAUUCUUGGGCAACUUGAAGUUGACCGAUAUGAACCUUGACACCAAACUGUUUCCCUCAGCAGCCAACCCAAAAAUGGCCUUGGUGGCAGCUCCAUACCAUCACAAUGCCAAUGAUCUACGUCUUGGCUUGAUGCGAAGUCUAGAAGCCCUCAAAGUUCCCAAGGUCCACAUAUGGUACCUCCACAGCCCGGACCGGACAGUUCCUUUCGAAGAAACUCUCUGCGAAGUCAACAAGCUGUACCAGGAAGGGUAUUUUGAGAAACUGGGAAUCAGUAACUAUCAAUCCUGGGAAGUAGCCAGACUGUGUGAAAUAUCCGAGAGAAAUGGUUGGAUCAAACCCAGCGUUUGUCAAGGAAUAUACAAUGCCUUCCACCGAGCUGUCGAGCCAGAGCUGUUGUCGUGCCUUCGACACUACGGUAUUGCAUUCUACUGCUUCAACCCGCUGGCUGCGGGUAUGUUGACCAGUCGUUAUUCUCGCGACAAGCCUGAAGCUACAGCUGGGGGAAGGUUUGACCCGAACACUGGUCCUGGAGCCCUCACUCGUCGGCGAUACUAUCAAGAGGCGGAUUUCGAUGCGCUUGAGAUUAUUAGACCGGUUGCGCAAAAACACGGUCUCACCGAGAUCGAGUGUGCCCUAAGGUGGCUAUCUCAUCACUCACAGCUAAAUGAGGAAAAUGGAGAUGGUGUUGUUAUCGGAUCUAGUAGUCCUAAGCAGUUGAGAGAGAAUAUGGAUGCCAUGAAAGGGGGUCCUCUUCCACAGGAGGUUGUCGAAGCUUUAAACCAGGGAUGGGAAGUCAUUCGUGGAAAAGAGCUUCUCUACUGGCAUUGA
This is a messenger RNA of Penicillium expansum, 990 nucleotides long. RefSeq names its product aldo/keto reductase family protein. The coding region runs from base 1 to 990 and encodes 329 amino acids. The record is from RefSeq and is a predicted model, not a curated record. The transcript is spliced from 2 exons. NCBI's taxonomy places the organism in Eukaryota, Fungi, Ascomycota, Eurotiomycetes, Eurotiales, Aspergillaceae.